UUGCAAUUUAAUCUCAAUAAGUAAUUGCACAUAUAACACGUCAGGCGGUGCUUACAGAUCAGUGAAAGGGAUAACAAUUAAGCGAUGAAGUUCAUUUUAAUUUUGUGUGUUUUUGGACUAUUUGCUAGUGUCAAGGCAGUGUUGACUGAUGAACAACGAAACCAACUAAGAACAAUCUAUUCGACCUGCGAGGAGAAAACCAAAGUCGACAAACAGCAAAUUAAAUUGUCGCACGAGGGCAAGAAAACAGACGAUCCCAAGUUGAAUCAGUAUUAUUACUGUGUCCUGACCAAAUUUGGCGUCGUUGACGAAGAAAGCAAACUCAAGUUCGACGUCGUCGGCAUGGACCUCCCGAAAGAACAAAAAGAGAAUUUACAGAAAAUCGUGGACAAAUGUAAAAACGAAAAAGGAAAAGACAAAUACGAAACCGCAAAGUUACUUUUUGAAUGUUAUUGGAAAACCACCAGCAUUCGCACUGCCGUUAAAUAAAUGUUUUCAUAUACACACAAAAAAAUAUUUUUCUUUGAAUUAUUUAGAUGGUUUUUCAGAAAAUAAUUUCGCUACCAAAAUUGCACUAACAUAAAGUAGAAGUAACAAUAUAAUUUGUAGACUUUUCUUGAUUUUUCUUUGUGAAAUGUUUGCCAAUUAUAUCAAAAA
Molecule: messenger RNA, 657 nt
Organism: Agrilus planipennis (emerald ash borer)
Lineage: Eukaryota; Metazoa; Arthropoda; Insecta; Coleoptera; Buprestidae
Product: general odorant-binding protein 69a
Exons: 2
Coding region: 85-489 (134 amino acids)
Biological process (GO): sensory perception of smell
Molecular function (GO): odorant binding
Source: RefSeq, a predicted model, not a curated record